AUGUAUGAAGACUACUAUCCAAUACCGCUCUCACUAGAGCAUCCAGACCGCUACAGCGCCGUCCAUGCCCUGUACGGUCCUGGCGCCUAUCUCGCAUGGAUCCUCACCGCAUACAGCGUCUUCCUCCAACUCUACGUAUCAAUCCAACACCCCCCGCAGAAACCACAAACAAAGGAGAAGACAAAUCUCGACAAAGAUCCACAUACGCUCCCAAACGAGAAGAAUGUCAACGAAGCUCUGCCCACGAUUCGCAACAAGACGAACCUCGACAAAGACCUCCUCCUUACACUGAGUUCCUCGCUCUUUGCCGCAGCCCACCUCGUCUACCAGGUCAUCCGAUACCCCGGACCACGCAGCGAGAUCUGGACGACAGAGGACGAGGAGCUAAUCCCGCGCGUCACGGCCAUCUACGCCACGGCGCAGUUCUGCAUUGUAGCGCUCGGCGUGCACCUCGUCUUCAUCGGCCUGCUUUACAAGUCGCGGACACGCCAGUACAUCGUGGCAGCAACCAGCCUGUGCAUCCUCGGCGCGCUAUGCUUCGCCGGUUUAAGAGGAGGGCGGUGGUUUACCCAGCUCAUCCGAGGCACAGGCGGGAUUCUCCUUGCAGCCUUCAUGUUCCCCGUCACGCUCUUUGCAGCCUGGAAUUUCGUGCUCUUCGUUACUAUUAUUGUGGGGAAUGUCGUGCUCUACCUCGUAGCACUGUCGCAGCUGCGCGUCUGGAAGUUUCUUAAAGGCGUGAUAUGGUGCGGUUGUAUGCCGCUGGUGGUGCUGGGGUUUUAUCCGAUGGUCUGGGGUGUUGGGAAUGGGAACGCGUGCUUAUUUCCCAAGUCGCUGCAUUCGAUUUGGGAGGGGCCGCAGAUUGUGGGGGUUUUGGCUGCGUUGGGGAAUUUGGGGGUGUCGCUGGGUGAGGCGUUUGGGGAUCUGUGUGUGUAUAUGUGGAAUGAUUUACCUAGGUUGUUGAGUUGA
Molecule: messenger RNA, 966 nt
Organism: Cucurbitaria berberidis CBS 394.84
Lineage: Eukaryota; Fungi; Ascomycota; Dothideomycetes; Pleosporales; Cucurbitariaceae
Exons: 1
Coding region: 1-966 (321 amino acids)
Source: RefSeq, a predicted model, not a curated record